Molecule: messenger RNA, 3372 nt
Organism: Chaetomium globosum CBS 148.51
Lineage: Eukaryota; Fungi; Ascomycota; Sordariomycetes; Sordariales; Chaetomiaceae
Exons: 4
Coding region: 1-3372 (1123 amino acids)
Source: RefSeq, a predicted model, not a curated record
AUGGAGCACGUUCACAACUUGGACGUGAGCUGGAUGACCCACGGAAAUCCCAAAGACAAAGUCGCAAGGAAUGCGACAGCACGGCCAAGAUCUCUCUCCAACUCGGUCCACGACACUCCGGCCCCGAGCCCCGCCCCCAACUCUUCUCCGUCGCCCGCGGUCGAUAACAGCCAGCCGGAGCAGGAGAAACAGACGGCGCUGACCCGAUCCAACUCGGCCAGGACAACUUCGGAAGAGAAGCGACUACCGUCUACACCCUCCCCCCAACGCCGAAACUCGUGGUUCUCCAACAUCUCGUCCAAGUUCACAUCAGGGAGCGGCGCCCAUCAAAGUCCCCCGCAAGCGACCAACGCGUCACCGAAACCCGCCGAGUUCUCAGUGCCCAAGGUUACUCCAGCCAAGAACGCCGUCCUCCAACAUGGCGCGAGACCCGAAGGCGAGGCCCCGUACACACCGGCUCCGCCGAAGUCGUCGCAGACUGGCCUGCUACAGGUCUUCCGGCGCUUGUCAUCCUCCAACGGCACCCUCAACCCCAACAUAAAAACACACAAUCACGGGCUCGUCGAACGGCGCGUGUUGAACGUCGACCGUCACAGGGAGCGCUGCGACAUCAAUGGGCUCAACCAGUCCAAGCUCCGGCGGGUGGCCUUCUGUGUCGAUGUCGAAAUUGCCCCCAUGCCUAGGUAUGCCGACGAGACGGAAGGUAAAAAAGGGAGCAAAAUGAACAAGGACCAAAAGAAGAAGAUGAAAGAGAGGGGAGAGGGCGAGGCGCUGAAGCAGCCCAAAACGAUCGAGGCCCAAAAAGAGGUGGACGGCGCGGUCAAGAUCACCGGCGAAGAAGUACCCAUUUUUUUUUCCAAAGAAGGCGUCGAAUCCAGCAGCCCUCCGAGCGUGAGCGUAGACAGCAUAUCGGAAAAGGCUACUUCGACCGACAAGAAGAAAGAGAAAAAGAAGAAGAGCGAGGAAGAGAGGAAGGCCAGAAAGGAGAAGCGCCGGAAACAGGCCGAGGUCAACGGCACCAUCCCCAUGGAACUGCACUACGACAGCGACUCGUCCUCCAGCGGCUCCACCCCCCGCCCCGGCACGCCCAAGACGCAGACCGUGCCGACCACCAACCCGGUCAGGAUAUACCGCCGGUGCUGCCAGCUCAGGGAGACGCCGAUCCUCCGCAAGAUCACGGAGCAGCUCAUGGACCCGGACAACUGCUCGGCCGAGCCGGGCGUGGUGGAGAGGCUGGACCUCGCCGGCUACUGGAUGCAGCUGACCGACCUCCUCACCCUCGGCGACUACCUCGCCGUCGUCCCCGUGCGCGAGGUCAUCCUCGACAACUGCGGCCUGACCGACGAGGGCCUCCGCGUCAUCCUGGCCGGCCUGCUCGCCGCGAGAAGGCCCACCAACAGGCGGCGGAAGCCGCUCAACGGCGUGGACGGCUUGGCCGGCCAGGGAGGGGUGGUUGAGCGGUUGGUGCUGAAGAAUAACAAGAUCGGCCCCGAGGGCUGGCGGCACAUAUGCUUAUUUAUUUACCUUUGCCGCACGCUGAAGAGCCUGGACCUGUCGGGGAUACAGUUCCCUCGGCAACCCGUGGCCGCGUCUGCCGCUGUGAACGGGAGUCCCACGCCGGCGGCGAGACGCCCGCCGCAGAAUCUCUGUCAGCUGUUGUCCAAGUCACUGGGGGAGAGGCUUGGGGGCUCGACGCUCAAUCUGCUGGGUCUGGGGCAGACGGGCAUCAGCGCCGAGCAGCUGGGGCUGAUCAUCGAUGGUCUUCUCCUCUGUGGCGUGAAGCGGCUGGGCCUUGCCAACAACGGCAUUGAUGCUGAGGGUCUCGGGCAUGUUGCGCGGUUCCUGGAGGCUGGCCACUGCGAGGGUCUUGACUUGGGAGGGAACAAUCUGAGGGAUGAGCUCGCCACUUUGGCUGAUGCGCUGACGGUAGAGAAUUGUCGACUCUCCGCCCUGAGUCUGGCAGACUGCAACCUCACUCCGUCGGCGCUGUGCAAAUUGCUGCCGACGUUAGUUAAGCUGGAAGAAUUCCGGUUCAUCGAUCUCUCGCAUAACCAGGAGCUGUUCAACUCCGACCCGAGCGCCGUGUGCGUGCUGAGAAGGUAUCUGCCCAAGAUGGCGUGCCUCAAACGCAUCCACCUGGCAGACUGCGCCAUGACGCCGGAUCAGGUCAUUGCGCUGACCGAUAUCCUCCCCGAAAUCAUCGGCCUCGCCCAUGUCAGCUUCCUGGAGAACCCGCGGCUCGUCGAGCUCACGACCAACGCCAAGUCGGAGGAAACCCAGGAGGAUGCGUGUGCGCUGUUUGCGUCGUUGCUCGCCGCGGCGAGGGUGUCCCCCAGCCUCGUGGCCAUCGACAUCGAAGUCCCCAGCGAGCAGUCGAGCGACCUCGUCAAGGCCCUGGCCAAGCAGGUCGUGGCGUACUGCCUGCGCAACAUGGAGCUGGCGGCGGCCACGGCUGCUGAAGCGCAGACCGAGGUGCUCACCAAACAUGAGCCCGAGUACCCCCACGCCCUGCAGCGGUUGGUCGGACACGACGUGACGGUGUCGACGGACAUUGACGCCGAUGUGGAUGCUGCGCCCGAUGAGGACUACGUGAUCGGUGGUACCGGUGUUGUCCGGGCGUUGGCGUGCUGUCUCGAAAAUCGUGGCGAUGAGUCAAGGCGGCAGUCGGGCGAGUUUAUCCGCGACGUCGAGAACGGCGUGGCCCAGCCUCCGCGUGCAGUGCCGAGCGGCGGGAAGGCAAAGGAAACGUCUAAGCACUUGCUUCUGAGUGCUAGGAAGAUCCGCCUGCGCCUGCAGCCUGCCAUUGAUAAGGCUAAGGCGACGGCGGAUGACACCCAUACUUACCAACGUCUCAUGUUCCUCUCCAACACCCUCAACGGCGUAAUCAAGCGCUUCGAGGACGAGUUCCCAGACACGCGCGUGUCCAACUCCGCCGCCAGCACCAUCGACCUCCCAUCAUCAGAAACACCGAACCUCCCCCCCAACUCCUCCAUCCCCAAAAUCGCCACCCCCACCCCCGCAGGCGGCGGCGCCUCCCUCUCGGACGAAGACGAGCCCGACCCGGCCACACCCACCGCCAUCAAAUCCCCCUGCCUCUCGCGCUCCAACUCCCUCCUCUCCCUCAGCUCCAAGGCCCUCGCCCACGAGGAAGGCCGCAUCCUGCGCGCGGGGCACAAGUUCCGCGUCGGCGUCGUCGCCGACGCCCCCCCUUCCGGCCCCGAGCCACUACGCCCUGCUGACGUCGGGGUUUGGAGGAUGGUCGGUGCUGACCCCCAAUCAUGCGGCGCAUGCUGCAUGAUUUGCUCGAAGGAGUUGGGGGAUGAGGAGCUGGAUGCCGAGGUGCGGGAGAAGGGGGUUGUGGCGGUGUUUUAA